Wyeomyia smithii (pitcher-plant mosquito) is the source of this 9189-nucleotide messenger RNA. Its product is annotated as cadherin-87A. The record is from RefSeq and is a predicted model, not a curated record. Gene Ontology annotation, cellular component: plasma membrane. Gene Ontology annotation, biological process: homophilic cell-cell adhesion. The transcript has 23 exons. Gene Ontology annotation, molecular function: calcium ion binding. Lineage: Eukaryota; Metazoa; Arthropoda; Insecta; Diptera; Culicidae. The coding region runs from base 1584 to 7673 and encodes 2029 amino acids.
UUUGCAUGGGCUUGUGGACACGGCGGUUGGGCUUCGCGCGUGUGUUUUGUGCCGUUAAUUUAGGCCAUGAGGAUCUAUUAAACGAGGCUUGCGUUUUGUUGUGGUUCGUAGCAUGAUUAUUUGGCAUUUGUUUGUUCAUACUCUUCAUCGUGGUAUGCGGUGAACGUACGAUUCACACAGUUUUCAACAGUGAACAAAGUUCAUUGGGGUUGUGUUGGUGCGAAAUGUAGAUCGGUGACACGGCAGGCUUUGAGUGGAUCAAUCCGGGUGCUGUCACACUUAUGUUGGGAUAGGGAAUGGGAGAUGUGAAAAUUUAAUUUAAUGUGAAUUUACAGUUAGUUGGCUAACCGGAAUCUGUUGGAAUGUGAUAAAAGUGCAAAAAUGCACAACGUAGGCAACAUAUGUUAGUGUUUGUAUGCUGGUUGCAUAGUUCGGGUGGUGGUUAGUUCUGUAUCAAUUGUGCUUAUGUUGUACAUGUUGGCAGUGGUAUUUAGCGUAUUUUCGGGCAGUAUUGGCAAUGAAAGUUCAAACAAUUGAAAUUGCAAAUCAUCAUAUCUUUGCAACAAUUUUUAACUGUGUUUUUGACAAAUGUUAAGAAUAUCGACAUCCUUUGGCUUGGUAGUGGUGUAUGAUGUAGGUGAAAUGAACGAAGAGAAGAUAUAUAUUUGUCUUUCGAAAGUAUAUCGAAAAUGAAUGUAUGAAAUAUCAUUCUGUUAUUCUUAAAAUAUAUUUGAGUGCUGUCAUCGUCCUGAUUUGUUAUAAAGUUCUAAUAAAAUGAUAUCUAUCUGUUACGCGUGAAUCUCGCAGUUACUUGUGAAUGAAAGGUAUCUUGAAUCAACGAAGAAGUGUUAUAAAAACAGUCUCACUGAAAACAUUAACAUAGCAUGUUUAUGUGUGUGUGUAUUUAAGAAAGAGUAAUAUAAGCGUGUAAACGAAAGAUAGAUUGCAUUGAAGAGUUCGAAGAUUAACUUCAAGCUGUGUUGGAGUCAGUUAGCUGCAAAUUACAGCUGUUUUCAUGCAAAUCGAAAGUUGAAAUUGCAUUGCUCAAAUCGCAUAAGGCAUUAACCGUACCUUAAAUCGCUGUUAGCUGCGCCAGGUCACUGAUGAAGAUGAAGAUUGGGAAUGCAAAAGCGAAAUGAUAUUGGAGUGAAAUAUUUGGAUCAAAAGUCGUGGUUCAGAUUCAGUUUUGGUUGAGUAAUAUUGCUCUAACAACGGUGGAGUUAUAAUCGCUUUGUAUAAUAUGAAAAAAGAAGAGCUAGAAAAAUAAAAUUUAUGUGAUUUGGAAUAUCUGCAAAUUUAGUGAAUGAAAAGCAAAAGUAAGUGCACCAGACGCGAUUAUAUAGGGCUGUUUAUUUUUCCUAGUAACUGUAAUCUGUUUCUCCCACGAACGGAAAUUGUUUUUGGCAUUGAAUGGAUACCUCAAAGUAAUAUAUCCUGGAUGUCAGAUUAGUUUCAGGAAAAAUCGUCUGGUGUUUCCGGCUCAUAAUAACGGUAUGAAGACUCAGCCCCCGCAAACGUUGGACUAUCAUUAACUUUUACCAAUCUUCUGGAGCCCGACACGUACCCACAGGCGCCAUCCAGCAAUGAUUACCCAGCGAUGGGCAGUUUUAAUACCAUUCGUUGCGAUAGCGCUGCUGCUAGAGACAUGUCACUGCAACUUACCGCCCAUCUUUACGCAAGACAUGAACAACUUGGCUUUGUCCGAAUCUAUCCCGGUCGGUAGUGUCGUCUAUCGGCUGGAGGGUUACGACCCGGAAGGCGGAAACGUUUCGUUCGGUUUGCUUGGUUCGGAUAAUUUCAUGGUGGACCCAAUCAGUGGCGACGUAAAGGUGAUAAAACCGUUGGACCGUGAGGCCCAGGAUACACUCUCGUUUUCGGUGUCCAUCAAGGAUCGCGUCAGUGCCGCUGGGAUCGAUUCAGAAAACGAUAACAUCGUUAAUGUGCCAAUCACUAUAAUCGUAUUGGAUGAAAAUGAUAAUCCUCCGGAAUUUCAAAAUGUACCAUACGAAACAGAAGUGCUAGAAAACGCGCUUCCCGGCACGAUUAUCUUUCGGUCGAUCCUCGUAACAGACAGGGAUACCGUUGGGGAGAAUCUUGAUAUAACCUGUAUUCCACAGCCGCAAAAUCCGGACGCUUGCGAAAAGUUCACUAUUGAAAUAACUGAAAGUAGGCAGGACAAACUAACAGCGGUAGUUAGACUGAAAGGUCAUUUAGACUACAAUGAACGCAUGAUCUAUCAAAUUUUAUUGGAUGCUACUGAUGGCAUGUUCAAUGCUACUGCUGGCCUUGAAAUCCACGUUAAAGAUGUGCAAAACACUCCUCCGGUGUUUCAAGGAUCUUUAGCGGCUGUCAUCAACGAAGACAGUCCAAUUGGCACGCUGGUGAUGACGAUUCACGCUAGGGAUGGUGAUCGGGGGCAACCCAGAAAAAUUUUAUAUGAAUUAAUUACAAAUCCCAUGGAUUAUUUCCUGCUAGAUCGACAAACAGGAGAGCUUCGCACUGCGAAACCAUUGGACAAGGAAGCCCUCCCCGAUGACACAGGUCUAAUUAUCCUCACUGUGAAAGCUCGAGAAUUGAUCGACGGAGCUCCAGGAAAUGACAACCUCACAGUGGCCACUACGCAAGCAUCAAUCACUAUUCGGGAUGUGAAUGAUUCGCCACCAAUGUUCAACAAAAAGGAAUAUUUUGUGUCAAUGUCAGAAAACACUGCACCCGGUACUCCUUUGCCAAUCGAAAUGAGCGUUCACGAUCCGGAUGUGGGUGAAAAUGCAGUGUUUUCUCUUCGAUUGAAUGACGUAUCCGAGGUGUUUGAUGUCGAGCCAAAAUUAGUUAUGGGCUCCUCCCAGAUUAGUAUACGAGUAGCAAAUGGUUCUCUGGACUACGAAAAUCCAAACCAAAGAAAAUUUAUUGUGCUAGUGAUUGCCGAGGAAACGAAAACUAAUCCGCGGUUAUCAUCAACUGCUACAUUGACCGUCUCCAUAACGGAUUCGAAUGACAAUAGACCUAUUUUUGAGCAAGAUUCAUACUCAGCAACAGUAUCAGAGACUGCCAAUUCAGGACAUUUAAUUACUACGAUAACGGCUAGAGAUCUUGAUUCGGGUCAUUUUGGAGACCAAGGGAUUCGUUACGCAUUGUCAGGAACCGGUGCCGAGUUGUUCCAUGUAGAUUCCGUUACUGGUGCUAUUACGGUAGCAGGCUGUCCACCUGUAGAAAAUAUUUCGGUAAGACGAAAGAGACAGAAUCCUUCCUCAGACGAAUUAACUAUGGAUUAUCCAGUAUUGAAUAAUUUUAACAUUUCUUCUGAUGGGCGAACUGGGUUUCUGGACCGAGAGGAUGAAUAUAUGUCGUAUAAAAUUCUUAGCGAUGGACAAUCUAACGAAUUUAAAGAUAGUAACGUAAUUGCUCCUCCGACAGUUUCUAACUGGGAAGCUUCUGAUUCGGAAGAGAGUGAAACCACUACAACGUGGUAUUUGGCCACUACUAAACAUGCAAAAGACAACAAUCCAUCCUCUACACAAAACAUUUUUCAGCCUAAAGGUAUACAAUCUCAUGACAAAGCAGGUCCAGGAAAAGCGCCCUGUUUGGACUACGAAAACCAAGCAGUUUAUUAUCUAUCUUAUAAAGCUACUGAUGACGAAGGUCGCGGCCAGACCUCAGUCGUUUCGCUACGAAUAACUUUAUUGGACGCAAAUGAUUCUCCACCGGUUUGUGAAAGUCCUCUGUACAGGGCUUCUGUCGAUGAAGGAGCUACCAUCUUUGAACCUCCGCUCAUCAUCAAAGCACGGGAUCCAGAUGUUGUUUCGGAAAUUAAUUAUCGCAUAAUUGGCAACGAGGCAAUUACGCAUCAUUUCGAAAUCGACAAACGUUCCGGUCAGUUGACUAUCUCUAAAAAUACCGCCCUCGAUGUGAAUCAUUUGAAGUCGGAAAUCGUGUUUUUUGCAGUCGAGGCAAGCGAUGGACUCUUCACGACUCUAUGCAACGUGAAUAUAACCAUCCGUGACGUGAACAACCAUGCACCGCAGUUCUCUAGAGAGCAUAAUCUGGCCUCAAUCGAAGAAAAUUUUCCGACUGGCACCAAAGUUGAACGAUUGCAAGCGAUCGAUUUAGAUACGGGGAUAAACGCAGAGAUCAGAUACCGUAUUCAACAAGGUAGCUUUGACGAUUUUGCUAUUAAUAAUAUGACGGGAGUGGUUACAAUUGCGCGAAAGCUCGAUUACGAUCGCCGGAAUACCUAUCAGAUGGAAAUAGUUGCGGCGGAUAUGGGCACGCCCAGUCUUUCCGGUACAACAACCCUGACGGUGAGCAUUAUCAAUAGCAACGACAAGGCUCCCUAUUUUACACCAACAACUCAGCGAGCGGAAAUAUCAGAGGAUGCCGCCGUUGGAACGUUAGUACACACUUUGGUUGCUCUGGACCCGGAUGUGGCAUCUAGUGAAUCGUUGGAUUAUGCAGCUACCGAGCCUAUCACCGCUGUCGAUAAAAACGGAAAGGAAGUCAGUGAAUCGGAGGAUUUCAAAGAUAUGUUCAUCGUUGAUCGGAGCGGAAAGGUCUUUGUGAACAAAAAACUGCAGCGUGAUGAGUUCGCGGUCAUACGCAUAACGAUACUCGUGACAGACACAACCGCUCCUACAGUGCAGCAAGGUGAAGGUCUUCUAAUAAUUACAAUCAUUGAUGUUAACGAAGAGCCACCGCUGUUUGUAGCACCGUGGACCCAAGCGGAACCUCGUUACCGAUUUGAAGUAUUGGAAGAACAGCCGCUUGGUACUAUCCUGACGACGAUGCAAGCAACAGAUGCGGACUCUACCGUCGCCGAGUACCGGAUGACAGAUAACAGCUAUUUCGAGAUAAACAACACAACAGGGCUCAUUCGCAGCAAGGCCCGCAUCGAUUAUGAACAAGUAUCGAUGAUUGAUUUCAACGUGGUAGUGGUGGACACCGGUAUACCGCAGUUAUCAUCGACAGCCGAAGUGACGGUAGAUGUUAUCAAUGCAAAUGACAACGAACCAAUUUUCGAGGCACCGGAGUAUCAACUGACGGUACUGGAGAAUUCCCCCACAGGUACAGUCGCUGGAACUGUAACGGCCGUGGACAAUGAUUUGGGAAAGUACGGUGAAAUAACCUACUCGCUAGUAGGAGAUCAUAGUGCUUAUUUCGCUAUCGAUCCGGAUACUGGCGUUAUUACGGUAAAAAAUAGUUCAGCACUGGAUCGCGAGCGAGAGUCUGAGCUUGGGUUAACUGCAAUUGCUGCAGAUCGGGCACCAGAAGCGAUUCGUCGUACGACAACUGCGCCGAUUAGUAUUAAAAUACUGGACGAGAACGAUAAUGCGCCAACUUUCUCGCAAAAGAUUUAUCAUGCCACGGUAGCAGAAAAUGCGGCACUCAAACCUCCAGCAGCCAUUUUGCAGGUUAGUGCUACAGAUCCGGACGAAGGACCAUCAGGGGAUGUGAAAUACAGCAUCACUCAAAGUGAUAUUCGGGACACUUUCCGACUGGAUGCUAAUUCCGGAAUUUUGUAUCCAGGAGUUAGUUUGCUUGGAUUAAAUGGUCAAUACCGCAUAGAAAUCGAAGCCCGGGAUGGUUUAGGAUCCGGUCCCCAUAGUGAUACGGCCGUUAUAAUGAUAGAAAUACAAAGCAUCAAUCAGCAUCGACCCGUGUUCAUCAUGCCAGCGUUGUAUAAUGCAUCAGUUGAAAUACCGGAGAAUUUAGCGAUGACGGACUAUCUCGUUAUGACGGUGAAAGCGACUGAUAACGAUGAGGGAACGAAUGGAAAGGUGCUAUAUCAUUUACAGGUCAACAACCAGAAUGUGCAACACACGGAUGAAUUCGAAAUCAACGAGAUGUCUGGCGAACUGCGCAUUCGAAGGCCACUAGAUCGAAAACGCCAGUCUCGUUUCGAGUUGAUACUGGUGGCGCGGGAUCAAGGUACACCGGCGUGGUUCGAAACGCUGCGAUUUCUAACGGUUGUGCUGGUUGAUGUGAACGAAAAUUAUCCAGAAUUUCCCGACGCAUCCAACCCCUACAAGUUCGUUAUUGCGGAAAAUAGCCCGAAAGAUAUUCGCAUCGGGAAGAUUCAAGCCUUCUACGAUAGCGUCGAUCCCAAGAUCUUUUAUUACAUACUCUUGGGCAAUGAGGAAAAGGCAUUUUAUGUGGACAAAACGACUGGGGAUAUUUAUACUAACAAGUCAUUGGAUCGUGAAGAAUCAGACGUGUAUGCUUUAUACAUUCAAGCUAGUAAGAAGUCUGAUUUAUUAGUAACAGAACGUGAUAGAAUGAUGAUGUCUAUUAAGAAGUUGGAGCGGGACAGCACUGUUGCUAAAGUUUGGAUUACAGUACUGGACGUAAACGACAAUCCUCCGGUGUUUAAGCAGGAUAUCUACCACGCUGGUAUUAGUUCUAAAGCAUCUAUAAAUGAAUUGGUGACAAUUGUUAAUGCAACCGAUCGAGACCUAGGAACCAAUUCUACUAUGGAAUUUUUUAUUAGUGGUUCCUUUUUAUACAAAUACAAUUCUCUCAAAACAACAGGAAGUAUUGUACCCAGUCCAUUUACAAUUGGGAAAGAUGGCCGUAUCAUGACCGCUAACUACAUGGCAGAAUACAACCAGGAUCGCUUCAUCUUGGAGAUUGUGGCCAAGGAAGUAGAGUCUCCUGAGCGUAUUGCUACGGCUAAGGUGCACGUUUGGAUUUUCAAUCCAGAACAACUAGUGAGGGUAAUACUGUCCAGGCCACCGUCGGAAGUACACAUGGAGCGCGAGGAAAUCAUAUCAGAGUUGUCCAACGCUACCCAGAAGCUGAUUAUCGUGGAUGAAGUUCGUUAUCAUGUUGACAGUUUGGGGAGAAUAAGAAUGGACUGGUGCGAUAUGUACUUCCACGCGAUCGACAUGAAUACGCAGACGAUUGUUCCUGUUGAGGAAAUUCUAAGAGAAAUCGACGCCAAAUAUGACUUCUUGCAGGAUUACAAUGCUGGCUUUUCGAUUGAGAACGUAGUUCCAGCUUACGCAACCACCGUCCAGGACGAGUUCGACCUGGCUCUGGCUGCGAUAAUCGCCUUGCUGAUAGUGCUAUUUGUUGGUGCAGUGAGUUUCACUGUUCUUUGCUGCUGCCUCAAACACUGGGUUAUAACAAUUCCCAACGAGACGAGAAGGAAGGACGCUUUGAUCAAAAAGCAGAUUAUCGAGGAUUUGAAUACCACCGAGAAUCCACUUUGGAUUGAGCAAAAGUUAAAGCUGUACGAAGAGCAAGAACUGACUAUGCAAGUAUUUUCGGAGCCGGAACUAACGCAACAGCAACAGCAGCAGCAGAUGAGCCCGAAUGCAGCGCCUUCAAUCAACCAGGAGCAGGCAUUGGUGCUUGGCCUCGACCGUAGGGAUUCGUAUGAACUAUCCCAGGGUGGCGGCGAUAACACGUAUGCGACUAUCCAGCCGCGGAAUUUUACCUCCAAUCUGAGUGCAGUGCUGGGCAGCGGGGUAGGAAGCGGCAGCGCUGGCGGUGGCGGAGGAGGGGUUGCUAUCGGCAGUGGCGCCUCUGGUUGCCUUGGGCUAAGCGGAGAAAUGUCGGAUUAUGCGACGCUUCGAAACAGUAGGCCGCCUUCGAUGUACGAAUUUCGAGGGUCGACUUUUCAGGUACAACAGCUGGCGGGAGGUGAACAACCAGACUUCGUGACGGAAUUAAUUUAAGACAUUUUUAGAAACAUUCCACAAGUGUAUUUUGUUAUACAUAUACGUAUAGUGUAGUCGAUACCAGAAGUAUGUCAACGAUUAGCAAUCAAAUAGCUAAAAUAAAAGAUAAAAAAUUGAUGAGACACCGCAACAAACGAGUGUCACUCUAAUAAAUACUAAAAUUUUAAAAUCCCCUAAUGCCAAGUCGAAAAAAUGUAACCAUGGUAAUGAAAUUAACAACACAAAAAAAAAACAAAGAAUGCUCAAUUUGUUAUACAUCAUGUUGAAUAAUCAAUGUGACAACAAUGUGAACUGUGAAAAAACUUUAGCGACGUGGAAUCAGUUAGCAAAAAUUCACCAGGCGCUUCUCUAACAAAAGACUUUUGAGAUAAGAAGAGGCAACAACACUUUGAUAGACAAUAAAUAGGAGGUAUCUCGAAAAGUAGUAUUUAUCAAGGAAAAAUAUUAUAAUAUGACAUUGUGCGUAUGAUAAAACGUAGAACAAUUCUAUCGUUUUUGAUUGAGAUGUUUAUAAUUUAUAGAGCUAACAUUUUUUUUGAUGGAUACAUAUUUUUUGUAUUUCCUUCGUAAUCAACGAGAAUCCGAAAUUUUAACCUGCGAUAGAGUGCAGAGCAAAAUAGUUACAUAUUAUAUAUUUUAGUAUGUAAAUGAUUGAGAUUAACCUGUCGUGUAUUUUUGUCAUAAUCUUAAGCAAAUUGUACGUUGUUGUUGUGUCACGACAAAACAUUAACUUAUUCAUCCCAAUGAUUACACUUAAACUGACCGUCCACAUUUGGCUAAUUUUAGUUCCUUUAUAAUGUGUUGAUGAGUUGCGCAUGCAUGAACCUACAUAUAAAUUCUUAGAAAUAAUACAACAUUGGAAAUUUUUGAGAAGCGACGAAAAUUAGUUUUGUUGCGGCAAUUAUUGAUAAGAACUUGAAAUUUCGAGAGAACCGGUGUAUCUGUAUGAAUAAGCGAUAAAACUGGAGGAAAUAUGCUCACAAAUGUAAAUAAUUAAAUCUAGAAAGUACGAAGACGUUGUUAAACAUUGAUUAGGUCCAAGCUCACAAGGACCCGUUAUUGUAAUUGGUGGCAGAUAUAUUAUUGUAAAUUGAACUCCUUUUCGGGUCACUCUGUAUCGAAAUUUCACCUUAUUUGGAAAGGUAAACCAUUUUACACAUAGCGGAGACAAAACGUUGAACGUAUUUAUCAGUUUGAAAUGUAUGCUUAAUUUCCUCAUUUUUUUAAACUGCUCCUGAGCAUAAAGAAUACAAAUUUGGAGAAUGAGAUAUAUUUUCAACGAACAUUUUUAUUCACACUGUACAAAUUUAGAACGAAAAAUGUAAAAUACUAUCGAUUGGAAUUGUUUGUGGAAUUGAUAAGUAGUGUAUUUCGAAGAAACAACAAGAUACACUUUAUUUUUAAAGAAAACACUAGACUUAUAUUGAAUGAAUUAUGGUUUCUGUAUAGAACACAAGUUUUAAGCCAGAAAACAAGAAAUAAAACUUUUAGUAAAAAAUGUUUUUAACAAAAA